GAUACUCCAGGACAAGCGCUUCUCAGACGUGCACACCUCAGAAGAUUUCGGUCUGAAUCAAACACAUUAAACAAGCGUGAUGGUCAGUGUGUGCAGGCUCUUGCUGGUUGCUGCCUUGCUGCUGUGUUUGCAAGCACAGCUGUCUUUCUCUCAGCACUGGUCUCAUGGCUGGUACCCUGGAGGAAAGAGAGAAAUCGACUCCUACAGCUCACCAGAGAUAUCUGGGGAGAUUAAACUGUGUGAAGCGGGAGAAUGCAGCUAUCUCAGGCCACUGAGGACCAACAUCCUAAAGAGCAUCCUGAUUGACACCCUUGCAAGGAAAUUCCAAAAGAGGAAAUGACCUCAUCAGAACAUUUCCUGGCAUCAUACAUAGCUACUUUAUUCCUUCUUCCCACUGGUCUGGACGAAUGCCUCGGCUAAUCAACCUGUGGGUGUGAGCAUGUGUGUUUACUUUUAUGUAGGUUUAGCAUUAAGCUUUUUCGUCAUCUGUGUAUGAAGCAGCUCUGUGAAAUGCAUCAUGUGAUUCAAUAAAAUUUUUAUUUUGG
Molecule: messenger RNA, 545 nt
Organism: Clarias gariepinus (North African catfish)
Lineage: Eukaryota; Metazoa; Chordata; Actinopteri; Siluriformes; Clariidae
Gene: gnrh2
Product: gonadotropin-releasing hormone 2
Exons: 4
Coding region: 80-340 (86 amino acids)
Biological process (GO): multicellular organism development
Cellular component (GO): extracellular region
Molecular function (GO): hormone activity
Source: RefSeq, a predicted model, not a curated record